Musa acuminata subsp. malaccensis (wild Malaysian banana) is the source of this 794-nucleotide messenger RNA. RefSeq names its product transcription factor MYB59. Lineage: Eukaryota; Viridiplantae; Streptophyta; Magnoliopsida; Zingiberales; Musaceae. The record is from RefSeq and is a predicted model, not a curated record. Gene Ontology annotation, molecular function: DNA-binding transcription factor activity; sequence-specific DNA binding. Gene Ontology annotation, cellular component: nucleus. Gene Ontology annotation, biological process: regulation of DNA-templated transcription.
GCUUGUAACUAUAGUAGUGUUAACUCCUUUGGUUCUUCUCCAGCUAUGGAUGGAGAACCCAAUCGGGGAGCUGAUGCAGUAGAGGACAGAUGGAGAAAGGGCCCUUGGACUCCCCAAGAGGACAAGCUUCUCGCUGAGCAUGUCAACCUCCAUGGCGGAGGAAGAUGGAAUUCCGUCUCUAAGUUAACAGGAUUGAGGAGGAGCGGAAAGAGUUGCAGACUUCGGUGGGUGAACUACCUGAGGCCUGACUUGAAGAGAGGGAAGAUAACUCCCGAGGAAGAGAGCAUCAUCCUCGAGCUGCAUGCCUCGUGGGGAAACAGAUGGUCCGCCAUAGCUCGAAGCCUCCCGGGGAGGACCGACAACGAUAUCAAGAACUACUGGCGAACCCACUUCAAGAAGAGCACGUCGCCCUCAAAGAACAACGUCGAGAAGAAGCCGAAAGCGCAGUUGCUGACGCAGCAGCAGGAUGAAGAGAUGAGAAUGACCAUGACCAUGAACGAAGUAGAGCGAGUUGCAGUAGCACACGACAUGCAGCAGGAGAUGGCGUACGUGUAUCCCUUUACUGGUAUGCUUCAAGGUGGCAGUCCCGAUGGCUCCAUCAGCGAUGGAUCGAGCGAAGAAGAAGUCUCAUGGGGUGGAUUGUGGCACCUCGAUAUAUGACGUGCAUGCCGGCAAUCAUCAAGUGCAAGAUAUUGAUGUCCUUACGUCCUCCUGAGAUGAAUGUAAAGUGAGUGAACUUGGACAGGCUUAGCAUGUCAUGUUGGUGAAGGAAGAAACCCAUUUAGAUGAGCAUA